AUGAAGGGCUUCCUGUUUCUCACACUCCUCCUGAUGCCCGUGCAUGCUGGAACUGCUUGGAGUGCAAAAUACGCAGUAGAUUGUCCCGAGCCCUGUGACAGUAACGCGUGCAAAAGUACCUUGCACUGUAAGCGAAUGGUGCUGGAUGACUGUGGCUGUUGC
This is a messenger RNA of Nipponia nippon (crested ibis), 162 nucleotides long. Lineage: Eukaryota; Metazoa; Chordata; Aves; Pelecaniformes; Threskiornithidae. The record is from RefSeq and is a predicted model, not a curated record.